This is a messenger RNA of Hippopotamus amphibius kiboko, 477 nucleotides long. RefSeq names its product colostrum trypsin inhibitor-like. Gene Ontology annotation, molecular function: serine-type endopeptidase inhibitor activity. The record is from RefSeq and is a predicted model, not a curated record. NCBI's taxonomy places the organism in Eukaryota, Metazoa, Chordata, Mammalia, Artiodactyla, Hippopotamidae. The transcript is spliced from 3 exons. The coding region runs from base 44 to 358 and encodes 104 amino acids.
CCUCCCAGCCUCAGCCCAGAACAAGCAGCUAGCUACUCACACCAUGAAGCUCAGCCGCCUCCAUGCCCUUUGCCUCACCCUCUGCCUGGUGGCCUUGGCCAGCUCAGGAAAGACCUCAGAUAACCUCAAACAAGAGGCUUCCCAGGAGUUGUUCCAAACUUCCCCUGCUCUGUGCCAGCUCCCCCCAGUGAGGGGCCCCUGCAAAGCCUCUUUGCGCCGAUACUUCUACAAUUCUACAUCCAUUGAGUGUGAGCCCUUUACCUAUGGUGGUUGUCAGGGCAAUGCCAACAAUUUUGAGACCAUAGAGAUCUGUUUGAGGGUCUGCAAACCCCCUGAGACCAAAAUCAAGAGCAGCUGAAGAUGAAGCCUGUACGUUCCCAGGCCUUGACUGAAAGCUGGCUUGGCUGCCACUCCUGCGCGGAGGCCCUUUUCUGAACUCAUCCUGUCACUCUCUGGGACUGAGUCAAUAAAGUGAUC